UGUUCUUUUGUGAUUGCUGCACUGCCCACUAUUUAACUGGAAGGAGAGCUAUUCCACACAAUUGUUUAUGCUUUUUCUUUGGUUGUUUUUUCCCCCAAAAUCUUGGGGGACAAUUGUUGUUGCAACAUGGUUUGGUUUCUGAUUCUCAUGUGGUUUGUCCAAGUGGGCAGUGUUCCCAUCACCAAUUUCACAAAUGCUACUACUUCAAAUGCUACUUUCCCUGCCACAGUGGACAAUUCCACAAACCCCAACAAUUCUACAAAUGUGACUUUCACUGCCACAGGUUCUACUGCCUCAAUGGGGACACGCCACAGACAAAAUGAUUGGCUUAAAACGCCUGAAACCAGAGAAGAGGACUUACAGUUUGACCUUGCUAUCAUGGAGGGAGACAUUCUGGUUUCGGAAGACCGAUUAGCUGUGAAGUCACUUUGGCCUGAGAAUGAAGGCGUCACUUCUAUCCCCUACAAGAUCAACGAUUAUCUGGUGGACAGAAAGGUAACUAUACUAGCAGCGUUCAAGAUGAUUUCAGACCAGACGUGUAUCCUCUUCCACGAAUACACCAAUGAGAUGAACUACAUAGACAUCAUCUCUGGGACAGGCUGUGCGUCGUAUGUAGGUUUUCAGGGCGGGGCCCAGUCUCUGUACUUCGGUAGAGUCUGUAACGUGGGGAACCUGUGCCAUGAGCUGAUGCAUGCCCUGGGCCUGCACCACGAGCACACACGGCCAGACCGUGACCAAUACGUCACCAUACAGUGGGACAACGUGGUGCCAGGAAAACAAGAGAACUUUAAGGUGAAGAAAGGAGACACUCAGGACCUGCCCUAUGACUACGACUCCAUAAUGCACUACGGAACAAACUACUUCUCAUCAAACCGGAACCCCACUAUUGACUCCAAGAAGAGGGGAGUCCAGAUUGGACAGAGAAAUCACCUGAGCCCCCUGGACAUAACACGCCUUAACAAACUCUAUCAAUGUGAAUAACAAUGAAGAACAUAACAUCGAAGAAGAUUUCAACACUGCUGCUGUCGACUGAAGAUUCCAACACAAAUGGCACUGACAUUUUAACUUCUCAACAAUGAAUAAGUUGAACAAGUCCCUUAAAGCUUUCUGAUGUGUUGUACGUGUGUUCAGCAGCAGGUAGUUUAAUUUGUCCCAUGUGCUCUUGCUGCCUUGAAUUAGGCCUAUUCCACUGCACUUGUCUUGGAAAUAAAUAAAAUGAUCUAGACUGAAAAUAA
Messenger RNA from Oncorhynchus keta (chum salmon), 1235 nucleotides. Its product is annotated as low choriolytic enzyme-like. Gene Ontology annotation, molecular function: zinc ion binding; metalloendopeptidase activity. Bases 127 to 981 code for a protein of 284 amino acids. The transcript has 11 exons. NCBI's taxonomy places the organism in Eukaryota, Metazoa, Chordata, Actinopteri, Salmoniformes, Salmonidae. Gene Ontology annotation, biological process: proteolysis. The record is from RefSeq and is a predicted model, not a curated record.